This is a messenger RNA of Colletotrichum karsti, 498 nucleotides long. RefSeq lists its product as uncharacterized. The transcript has a single exon. The record is from RefSeq and is a predicted model, not a curated record. NCBI's taxonomy places the organism in Eukaryota, Fungi, Ascomycota, Sordariomycetes, Glomerellales, Glomerellaceae.
CUGCCACAAAUCCCACACCGCCAAUCGACGAACCUAGCGCAACUCGAGAUGGCUGGUACGAGGAUGGCCGAGGGCCUUUGCAUCGCCUGCAAGAGGCAAUGGACCUCUCGCAACUGCGCCUACUGCGGCUACGACUUUGUCUGCUCCAGGGACUGCGAGGAGAAGAUGAUGUUCUGGGACGGGCAUCGCGAGCACGUCCUCGCCUGCCGGGAACUCUGCCGGCGGCGCCCCAAGACCACCGCCCGGACUAUGUUCGCAGCCUUCCGCGGUUGCAGGUCUCCCACCGAUCCCCGGACCGCCAAGGACUUUGGCUUCGACCGAUGCUUGAGCAAUCGCGACUCGGUGCUCCUACGCAGCGUCUACAUAACCCUCGUCAACAACAUCGGCGUCAGCGAGCGCGAGCUCGACAUGUGGGUGAGGGAGAAGACGCUUUACGCGAACAUCAAGGCUGAGUUCGAAGCCCAGCCCCACAAAGUCCGUCCACCGUACCUCGCGUGA